UAGAAUAGAAAAAUCGCGGCUCCUGCUGACGGAAUCUGUCUCAGUGCCAAGAUCUUACAUGACAACCGACACAAGCUUCCUCUCACCCUCACUCGCAUCUCUCGAGCUCAGGACUCUGCAGAAGCUAACCAAAAUCUGGAAAUGAAUUCCUAUAGCGAGAAGAGAAUUUGCAAAACCCAGCAUAAUUCAGCAUGAGAGUUCCUUUCUUUAUCUUCUUUCAUAUCAUAUCAUUAUCCGUGUGCAUUGAGCCACACACGGCAGACGGGACCAAAGCUAUCAGCUUCAGAACUUUCCAUGAAUAUCAGGCGAGAAGAAUUCUGCACCAACCGUUGUUCCCGGAAGGUUCUGCUCCACCACCAGCCGCAGUCGAGUCGCCGCCACCGCCGCCUCCGGACACCCCAUCUUCUCCCGACAUUCCUUUCUUUCACGAGAAUCCCGUGGGACCAACGCCAGAUCAGAAUCAGACACCGCCGGCGAUUCCCAAUGGGACAAUAGUUUCGAACCCGACGGCGACAACGCCGGCGAACAAGCCCACGAAGAAGGUCGCAAUUGCCAUGUCUGUUGGAAUUGUGACGCUCGGUAUGCUCUCGGCACUUGCCUUCUUCUUGUACAGACACCGUGUGAAGCACCCUAGUGAGACCCAGAAGCUCGUGGGUGGGAAUUCUCGGGGGAUUGAGGAGGAUUCUUCGGGGGCCCCACCGUCGAACUUUCUGUACAUUGGGACGGUGGAGCCUCCACGAACUGAAUCAGUAAGUGAGCCCAUCGAGUCCAACGGAGGAAACAAGUCGCCUUAUCAUAAGCUGAAUCCUCCAAAGCGAUCCGAUCGGUACCGGCCAAGCCCUGAAUUGCAGCCAUUGCCGCCGCUAACUAAGCCACCAGAUGGGAAUUACCCUCCGGCGAUAUCUUCGUCGUCGUCGUCUUCGUCCGACGAGGAAAGCCACGACAUGGCGUUUCAUACGCCGCACGGAUCAUCGGUGAGCUGCGAGGAUGGCUAUUAUACUCCAAUUUCGCGCCAGAGUUCUCUGGCUAACGGUAGCCCGACGGUGACUACAAGGAGUGAGGCUCAUUCCACUAAUUAUCAUCCUUUUUCAAAGAGAACGUCACCAAAAUCUCGCUUGUCUGCUUCUUCGCCGGAGGUAAGGCCUGUCAUUAUACCAUCUAUAAAGCAGACUCCACCGCCUCCUCCUCCUCCGCCACCUCGAUCGACACCGUUUCAGCAUGUAGAUAAACAAGUGGCCUCCGGUGCUUCUAGAAGGCCUAAAUUCUCAGCGCCACCUCCGGCACCGAAUUUGAUGCAUCUCCGGUCAACAGACUCCACACUCCAGGACACGUCGAGGACUUCCCCCAAAUAUCCUCCUCCGCCUCCGCCACCCCCUCCUCCUCCUCCACCGCGACACCCUCAAACAACACCAAGGAAAACAGUGUCUCCGGCAAUUAGUGUUCCCUCAUCCUCUCCAUCGAGAAAGCAACAGUCUUGGUCUGCAAGUGAAGGAGCUGCUUCUGGUAAAAGUGUAACAAAAGCUUCAGACUCUGAGCAUGUUGAUCAAAGGCUCGCCUCUUCCGAGAGGAUGGAAGCCGAUGACAUGGACGGAGGGAAACCCAAGUUAAAGGCUUUGCACUGGGAUAAAGUGCGAGCAACCUCAGAUCGUGCUACUGUGUGGGACCAGCUAAAAUCAAGCUCAUUUCAACUGAAUGAGGACAUGAUGGAGAGCCUGUUUGGCUGCAAUUCUACAAAUGUCGUUCCCAAAGAACGUCCAAGAAAAUUAGUUCUUCCUCCUGUUGAUCAGGAAGAGAAGGUGCUGGACCCGAAGAAGUCACAGAACAUAGCUAUACUGCUAAGGGCACUAAAUGUGACGAGAGAUGAAGUGUGCGAAGCUCUUUUGGACGGUAAUCCUGAAGGUUUGGGUACUGAGCUGUUUGAAACUCUGGUAAAGAUGGCUCCCACUAAGGAGGAAGAGAUAAAGCUUAAAAAGUAUGAUGGUGACCUUUCAAAACUUGGGUCUGCAGAAAGAUUUCUCAAAGCGGUGCUUGAUAUCCCUUUUGCUUUUAAAAGAGUCGAGGCCUUGCUAUACAGAGCUAACUUUGAUACUGAAGUUAAUUACCUGAAGAAGUCUUUUCAAUCCCUUGAGGCAGCAAGUGAGGAAUUGAAGAACAGUCGGCUGUUCCUCAAACUGCUCGAAGCUGUUCUUAGGACAGGAAACAGAAUGAAUGUUGGCACCAAUCGUGGUGAUGCUAAAGCUUUUAAACUGGAGACGCUGCUAAAACUGGUGGACAUAAAGGGAACUGAUGGUAAGACUACAUUGCUUCACUUUGUGGUCCAAGAGAUCAUUAGAUCUGAAGGUGCAGGCAGUGAUUCCGCACAUGAGAGUGUUCAGGAGAAAAUGAGUUCCAAAUUCAAUGAGGAUGAAUUCAAGAAGCAAGGAUUGCAGGUUGUGUCUGGACUAGGUAGAGACCUCAGCAAUGUCAAGAAAGCAGCAACAAUGGAUUCAGAUGUCUUAAGCAGCUAUGUCGCAAAGCUCGAAAUGGGGCUUGAGAAAGUGAGAUCUGUUAUGCCAUACGAAAAAUCAGAUAUGGAAGGGAAUUUCUUCAACUCCAUGAAGCUAUUUCUGAGAGAUGCUGAAGAGAAAAUUGUUAGGAUUAAGGAUGAUGAAAGAAAGGCUUUAUUACUUGUGAAAGAAGUGACAGAGUACUUUCAUGGGGAUACAGCAAAGGAAGAAGCCCACCCUCUCAGAAUCUUCAUGAUUGUAAGGGACUUUCUAAAUAUUUUGGAUCAAGUGUGCAAAGAAGUUGGAAGGAUGCAGGAUAGAGUUAUGGUUGGUGCUGCAAGAUCUUUCAGGAUAGCUGCUAGUGCAUCACUGCCUGUUCUCAACAAGUACCAUGCAAGACAAGAUAGAAGUUCAGAUGAAGAAAGUUCAUCUCCAUAGUACUGUAAAAUAUGAAGCAACAAUAGUUUCUCAGGAAAAGGAUAGUUCUACUAUACCAAGAUUUCAUUCCGAAGUAUCACUGGAAGAGUACAGCUUUAUGAAUAAAAAUGGUUCCCUGAAAUUGCUAUGUAAAUGUUGGGGAGACAACAAGAAGCUGUGGUAAGUACUUUCUGGUUUACAGAGGAAGGAGGCAGAGGUUUAUGUUCAAAGUUCAAACAUAAUAUGAAACAAACUUCAAUUUCUCAAUGGGAAGUGCACGACACACAUCUUUUUUGUUUUUUUGAUUCCAGCACAUAUACCAUAGUUGAGAUAGGUUUUAUUAGAUCAUAGUUCUACAAAUUUUCAUAUUUUAUAAUGCAUUGAUUUCACCCAAGAGGCUCUUAUAUGUAAUUUUUUAAUCAAUUAUUAAUAAUAAAUAGCAGUUUUGCCGCAUUU
Molecule: messenger RNA, 3359 nt
Organism: Prosopis cineraria
Lineage: Eukaryota; Viridiplantae; Streptophyta; Magnoliopsida; Fabales; Fabaceae
Product: formin-like protein 6
Exons: 4
Coding region: 192-2924 (910 amino acids)
Biological process (GO): actin nucleation; actin cytoskeleton organization
Molecular function (GO): actin filament binding
Source: RefSeq, a predicted model, not a curated record